Messenger RNA from Haliotis rufescens (red abalone), 1781 nucleotides. RefSeq lists its product as uncharacterized. The record is from RefSeq and is a predicted model, not a curated record. Bases 104 to 1621 code for a protein of 505 amino acids. NCBI's taxonomy places the organism in Eukaryota, Metazoa, Mollusca, Gastropoda, Lepetellida, Haliotidae. The transcript has 2 exons. Gene Ontology annotation, molecular function: zinc ion binding; RNA nuclease activity; nucleic acid binding.
AAGUUAAGGCAUGACGUAAGGCAAGUAGCCAUAUUUAAGUUCAACACUCAGUCUGGUAUAUACAGUCUGGUAUAGUGAGGCGCACUAAGAUUGUUAAUCCGAUAUGACUGCUGAAGGCAUAUGGAUCUUUCUGGACGAUUCCAAUUUAUGGAUAGAAGCCAAAAAGGUGAAAGGACAUAGGCUCAACAAAAUGUUUACAGAAGACCCUCGCUUGAGAAUAGAUGUUGGAAGGUUAGCUAAUUUGAUAAGCAAUGGAAGAGUGGUGAACAAUGCAACUUUGUAUGGAUCAGAGCCGCCGCCAAUAGACACAGUAUGGAAGAAAAUAGAGGAAAAGGGUUGGCAAAUCAAGAAACACAAGAGAAGUGAGUGGACAAACAAAGAGAAAAAAGUUGAUACCCAAAUUGUUGCUGAUGUGACAGCAUUAGUUUAUGAUACUGAAAACAGGAAAGAUGGAUCUACCGUUGUUAUAGUUAGCGGUGACAAUGACAUGUCUCCAUGCAUUGAAAAGGCUAUCCAGAAAAGGUGGAAUGUAGAGGUUUGGGCAUUGGAAAAGAAUUUAGGUGGAGACCUUAAGCGUCUUCGCGAUAAAAAUCCUCAAUUAAUGACAACUCAUGAUCUUUCACAUCCAGAUUAUUUCGAUAAUUUUACUUUUACCACUGAAAGGUUUACUAUGUCCAAACAUUUCAGAAAUGAGCUGUUAAGUCGUGGGAUCGUGCUACGAAAUUGCGUCAGACAGCUUCAAGGUGAGAAAAACAAAGAACUCAUGGAGUUAAAGAAAACCCUUGAUAAGUUCAAAUGGCCUUGGCAACAUGCCUGGCUACUUCGAAAGUCAUCAGAGGCUGCUAUGGGUCAGGACCUAGCAAUCCUGUUCCUCAUGUCCAAAGAUAAAACUUUGGAUGACGAUACUCCCUUAAAGCUCUAUAAGCCAAAACUAGAAACUCUAUGCGUACCUAAAUUAUGCGAACAAGUUCUGACAUACUUUGACUACAUUAAGAGCACUCCCGGCAAGGACACAGCUCCCGAUCUAUGUUUUAACAGGUAUACUGUUCUGGGGUGUGAAGAUGCCGAUGGAAUGUCAACCCCAUCCGCUGCCACUGCCAACAUAUCUGGCACUGACAAAGUCCUCGGACCUGCUGAUGGAGAAAGUAAUCCCGAUUGUACCUCUGGUCGAAUAUCACCGAGCGGGGCCACACAACACGAUACAACACAGAAAAUGACCCAUCAACAAUACCAGGAUCCUGUACUUCCAAGAAGCAGUAGCCACCAAUCCAUACUCACCGAACAAACCGAGGUUCCAUUUGAGCAAGUUAAGCGCAAACAGCGCAAACAGCACCAGCGGUACACUACCCCUUGUGAAUAUCAUUUUCAGUGUGACAGUGGUAGAAAAUGUAAACAUUCUCACACGGAACAAGAAAAGUUGUUCUUGGAAAAGCGGAAUGAAUAUGUUACAAAUAAGACCCAGGACAAUUUGUAUAAGUACAAGACCGUCAUGUGCAACAACAUUGUCUUAGGUAUUUUUUGCCGACAUCAAAAGGCAUGUCUGUUUGCUCACAGUAAAGCAGAACAGGUAUGCUGGAAGUGUCAUGAUCAAGGACAUGCUACAAAUGAAUGCCAACAAUAGUCAGAGAAAACACUGUCACAUAUGACUAUAAAUAUGUGUUUGACAAUAUAUAUUGAACGAUUAACACACAGUGCCAUUCAGAAAGUGGUUAAAUGCAACAAAUGUUAUAUUUGGGAUAACGCUUUCUGAGUAAAGUGCAGAUUCUCGUACUCGGUGGCUG